CACCAACCUUUGCACCUUCACCUCCCUACCUCUUCUAAACACUGCACACCAGUUUCUCGAAAGAGCUGUACAUGCUUGCAUCCUGUUACCUUACGCAAUUCAAUAUACUCUUCACCCUGACUAUACAGAUCCUCUAAACAAAAGCCAAAAAUCACACCAUGGUCCGCCACAAGAAGGACAACUUCUCCCGCGGCGGCAAGAAAUUCUCCUCCGCCCCGCGCUCUCGUCCCCCUCCCCGCGGCGGCGGUGGUGGUGAUGGCGACAGUGACACCGAGCAGGGCGGUUACUCUCGUCCUCCCUUCAAGGCCGCCUGCUGGGACAUGGGCCACUGCGAUCCGAAGCGAUGUUCCGGCAAACGAUUGAUGAAUUUCGGCCUGAUGCGCGAGUUGGCGAUCGGCCAGCGCUUCCCCGGCGUCGUGAUUUCGCCCAACGCCAAAAAGGUCGUCUCCCCCGCUGACAAGGAUCUCAUGGAACAAUUCGGUGCCGCGGUGGUCGAAUGCUCUUGGGUGCGCACCAAGGAGGUCCCUUGGUCCAGAAUCGGUGGCAAGUGUGAACGUUUGCUCCCCUACCUCAUCGCCGCCAACACUGUCAACUACGGCAAGCCUUGGCGUCUGAACUGCGUCGAAGCUCUGGCGGCCUGUUUCUGUAUCUGCGGCCACGAAGACUGGGCGCGCGAAGUCCUCAAACCCUUCCGCUACGGGGAGGCCUUCAUGGAGAUCAACGCCAAGCUGUUCAAGCGCUACGCGGCCUGUGCCGAUGAGGAGGAGGUGAAGCGCGCCGAGGAGGAUUGGCUCGCCAAGAUCGAGAGGGAAUACGAGGAGAAUCGGGCCACGGGGGCGGACGACAUGUGGACCGUCGGAAACACGAACCGGAGGGCUGAGAGUGAUUCGGAGGAGGAGGAUGAGGACAAAGAUGAUGAAGAGGAGGAAGAGGAGGAGGAGGAGGAUAAGGACCCGUUCGCCAUCUCGGAUGAUUCGGAGGAGGAAGAGCAGAUGGCUGCGAUCAGAGCGAAGAUCUUGAACUCCAAGGCGUUCCAGAAUCCCGAGGUCGAGGAGAAGGCGAAGCCCGAGCGGAUCGCGAGGCCUGAAGAAGAGACGGUUCCACAGCAGUUGAAAGAGGACUCGGAUGCGGAGUCGGGGUCGGCGGAAGGCGGCAGUGAUGAUGAAGAGGAUGCUUUCGAUAAUAUCAUCAAUGCCACCCCCGUCACGGAUCGCACUGGCAUUAUCGCGGCUCAGAAGAAGAAGCAGAGAGAGACGGUCAGUGCCUCGUUUUCGAGGACGGUGGUCGAUGCGCCCAAAAGGUGGUAGUGGUAGUCCGUCUUGGGGCACACUUGCACUCAGACAAAACUAACGAGAUAUCAUGGAACUAUAAUGAAACACUCAUGAAGUUUAUACAGUUGGCAUACGUGUGUAUCCUGUGCCAUUGCAGAUAGGGUAUGCUUAAGAACAACAGACCAUUCUGACCA
This is a messenger RNA of Aspergillus japonicus CBS 114.51, 1465 nucleotides long. RefSeq names its product ribosome biogenesis TSR3 family protein. NCBI's taxonomy places the organism in Eukaryota, Fungi, Ascomycota, Eurotiomycetes, Eurotiales, Aspergillaceae. Gene Ontology annotation, biological process: maturation of SSU-rRNA. The record is from RefSeq and is a predicted model, not a curated record. Gene Ontology annotation, molecular function: rRNA small subunit aminocarboxypropyltransferase activity. Bases 159 to 1307 code for a protein of 382 amino acids. The transcript is spliced from 3 exons.